UCUAUUCCAGAAAACAAAGGCGCCGCCAUUUUGUUAAUCACGUGACCCGUCCGCCAUUACGCCACUGCAGAAUAUCUGCAAGUCUGCGAGUCCAACGAGAGAAGAAAAUCAGAAAGAUAUAAUCUUCUUGAAAAAUAAGUGAUUUAUAUGGACGCUAAACAGAAUUUCCAACCACCACCUGAUGACGCCUCAUGGGCCAAGAAUGAUUCCAAAUUGUGGCCCAAACUCACGUAUGAGGACAUUAUUGACUUUUUAAUACUUUCAAAAGCUUAUGACGGAAAGGAAAUGAAGGCUUUUCGUGCACUGUAUGGUUACAAUUAUGUUCAAAAUGGCUGGAUGGGAGACAUUUAUUCAUUGAACGUUGACAAUGUCAGUUUCCUAAGAGCAACGAUAUCCCCUAGCCAACCAGGAGUUGGACGUUUGGACUAUAAAACAUGGGUAGCGAUUUCUGAGGACUGUUCGGUAUUGACGGGUCAUUGUAUGUGUCCGGCAGGAAAUGCAAAGAGCUGCAGCCACAUCUCUGCUCUUCUGUACGCAGUGGUACUGGCCUGGUCUAGUGGUGUAGCUGGGACAACUUGCACAGACAAAACACAAGCCUGGGGAAAAGGAGCGGCAAAAUCCUUAACCCAUGAAAAGGUUAUUGACAUAACAUUUGACAGGCCAAGUUCACAAGUGCUUCAAGACACCAGCAAAAAGUUUGCAAGUCGUAACAUCACACCGGAUACACAGCAAUUCCUAGAUCACAAGGACCUCCAAGAAAGUAUUGAGCAGUCGGCUGUGAAAGACUUAUGGAAUGUAAAAGGCACAAUGUUAUAUAAAGUGUUAAAUGCUCCUGAAGAAAGCUUUAUUGAACAAACUGACAUAAGUCAUGCCUGUCAUGACAUAAGUUCAGAUAGGCCUGUAAAAUCUUCACCGUGCCAUUCUUGUGAACAGUUCUUUAAAAAGUAUGUGCGCUUUCCCGAGAACAAAAUCAUUCAGUUGAACAGUUUAACACAAAGUCAGAAUUCUACCUUGUGGAUGGAUAGCAGGAAAUUAAGAAUUACGGCAAGUAGAGCAAAUGCUGUACCGAAGUCCAAUAGAGCCAACCCAGAUAAGUUUAUAAACAAUCAACUUUAUCAAAGGUUUAAAGGCUGUGCAGUGACACGACAUGGACAGAAGAGUGAGCCAAAAGCACGCGAGUGGUUUGAGGCUAAAACUGGACAAAUUGUGACCAAGAGUGGGAUAACUAUUCAUCCAGAUGAACCAUAUUUUGCUGCCAGCCCCGAUGGUCUUGUGGGUGAGGACACUAUAUUAGAAAUAAAAUGCCCAACCCGCCCAUUGCAGGAACUUGUAACUUCCGGGAAAUAUGACGUUACACUCAAGGAUGGUCAGCUUAUCUUAAAUCCAAAAGGUGUAAAUGGAUAUUACUGUCAGGUGCAAAUGACCAUGUUUUGUACAAAGAGGUCUCUAUGUAAAUUUGUACUAUGGACACCAGAUGAGCAGUGUAUUAUGAGUGUACCAUUUUCUAUGGAAUAUAUGUCUGGUGUAUUGCCAAGGCUUAGAAAUUUUUAUUUCCAUCACCUUCUUGUCCGUAUGACAGAAGAGCACUACAAUCAGAGGCUUAAAAUUUCUAGGGAAUACCAAAAAAUAUGUUGCUAGGAAAACAUACAAUGUGAUAUGCCAUGUCAUGUGUGGUUAAUAUAUUAUAUUAAAGCAUAUUCUACAGUCAUCCAGAUAUCUGCAUUUGGUAUAUCACAGCAGUACUAGUUCCAGUUAGGCCUCAAAAUAUGUUGUUGUUUCUGGUUAUAUUCUAAAAUAAUAAGAUUUGGUAGUUUUUUUUUAUUAAGUAUGACUUUUCGGAAAUUAGGUUUCUCUUAUACUAUAAUUUACUACAUUUUUUGUCAAGCCAAACAUUUUUACCGGAAACAAGCAUUUUUUACAUUCUUUGAAUGCUAGUCUUUAUGCUUAACAUGCUGGAUACAAUUGAUUCUGGCUUUCUGACCAGUGAAGAUCUUGAUCAGCCUGCAUAUCCAUGCAGUCUGAUCAAGAUCUUCACUUUUCGCUAUUCAGAGAUUAUCUUAUUGAUAAACAUCCCUUUUUAAAGUUUAUAUAUAUAUAUUAUUAAUGGUUCUGUCGAAAUUGAAGGAUGGACAAAUGAAAGUUUAGUAGGCGGUAGGGUAAGGGUUAUUACGGGAAAUGUGGUGCAUUGGUAAAUUCUUUGGUCGAGAGGUUCCACAUUCAAUCUGUCUCAAUCUAGCAUUCCUAGUAGAUCUAUGGACUGAUAUGCAAGAUAUGCAGUAAAAAUAAUACAAAAACAAUAAUAAAGAGAACUAUUUGUGUGUUUUAUUUAGUCUUAAUAACCAAUGUUUGUGAUUUCAUGUAACUAAACAUUGAAAUAGUAUGAAAUACAGUUUAUGUAGCAAUGAAUGUUGACUGCAGAUUAGGCUAAAUUAACAAAAAAAUUCUAGACACACGAAAUAAAAAUUUAGGUCUCUAGGAUUUCUGUUUAAUAGGAAACAUUGUUGAUCAUAAUAUGAUAUUAUGUUAUUUACAUAUAUAAUUGAGCUGCAUCAAGCAAAAAGGGACCUUAUAGUAUUUUGAUGACAUUUCUACAUUUUUGCAUACUUGGUAAGUACAUGAAAUUCUUCACAUAAAAUAUAAAUUGCUUUCGUAACAUUUUGGAGAAUAGAAUAUUUGCUACAAAGUAGAUUUUGAUGGAACUUCUCAAGAGCCGUUGUUAUAAAUUUACUCACAGGUUUCGAUUAAUUCAUGAAAUGAUUUUCAUCUACAUCUACGUUAACAACAUUUAUGUUAAGGACCUUUUUAGCCUGAUGCGGCCAAUAUGAAUCAGACGCUAUGUACAUAUAUAAUGUAUUUGAUAAAAACUGUUGAUAAAAAUCUUUGCUUUAAUUACAUGUGUACAUGUCAUUUUGUCAACUUGUUUGUUAAUAAAAUACCACAUUAAUUUCAGUAAACAUGCCUUUGAUAUUUUCAUGUCCAUUUUUAAAUCCUAGUUUCA
This is a messenger RNA of Mercenaria mercenaria, 2998 nucleotides long. RefSeq lists its product as uncharacterized. Gene Ontology annotation, molecular function: zinc ion binding. The transcript is spliced from 2 exons. Lineage: Eukaryota; Metazoa; Mollusca; Bivalvia; Venerida; Veneridae. The record is from RefSeq and is a predicted model, not a curated record. The coding region runs from base 148 to 1638 and encodes 496 amino acids.